CGAUGACGAGGCUGUGUGGGUACCACUUUAAAGAGACGGAUGCAGACCACGCCCUGCCUUCACCCACCGAUAGAGGGCGCUGUGGCGACCAAAGCAGGCCGAUCAGCAGCAGCUUUACCUCCCUGCCCUUCCAGCAGCAUCUCACCUUCAACCGGCCUGACGCACAUCCACCACUGCAGCCGAGAAGCAAAAUAAAAAACACGAGAGAGAGAAAGACCGCGUCAAACGAACCGACAAGAACAAUCCAGUCGGUUAUUUUAAUGAUGUAGGGGAUCGUUUUGGGGUUUGACAUCUAAUUUAGCCCGCCCGCCUCUGCGACACGGAAACACCUUCCAGCUGCGCACAAAUAAAUUGCAUCCUCUCUCAGCUUGUCAGGAUACAUCCAUCCAACCUCGCCACCGUGCUGCCAGUCCUUUUCGACGCAGAAGGACGAAGUCACUGCGCUUCCCUCGCCGUUUAUUUUGACGGUCAGAUCGGGCCCCGAGCAGCGACGGGUCGCCUCCAGCCUCCGCAGCAUCUUCUCCGCUCAGCAGAAGGCAGCAUCCUUCCUCCUCCUUGAAUCUGCGCAAUGGCCGAUGUCCCAGCGGAGUGCAACAUAAAAGUGCUGUGUCGCUUUCGUCCUCUCAACCAGUCUGAGGUCGUACGCGGGGACCAGUUCAUCCCCAAAUUCCAAGGAGACGACACUGUCCUCGUCGCGGGGAAGUCCUAUGCCUUCGAUCGAGUGUUUCCAACCAACACCACCCAGGAGCAGGUGUACAACACCUGCGCCAAGCAGAUUGUCAAGGAUGUUCUCGGUGGAUACAAUGGCACUAUCUUCGCAUAUGGACAAACCGCCUCCGGGAAGACUCACACCAUGGAGGGCAAGCUGCACGAUCCUCACCAGAUGGGUAUCAUUCCUCGCAUCGCUGAGGACAUUUUCAACCACAUCUUUGCCAUGGAUGAAAACCUGGAAUUCCACAUCAAGGUUUCAUACUUUGAGAUCUACAUGGACAAAAUCCGUGACCUUCUAGAUGUGACAAAGACCAACCUGUCUGUCCAUGAGGAUAAGAACAGGGUGCCAUUUGUCAAGGGAUGCACUGAGCGUUUUGUCUCCAGCCCUGAUGAGGUGAUGGAUGUGAUCGACGAGGGCAAAGCUGCCCGCCAUGUUGCUGUGACCAAUAUGAACGAGCACAGUUCUCGCAGCCACAGCAUCUUCCUGAUCAACAUCAAGCAGGAGCAUGUGGAGACUGAGCAGAAACUGUGUGGAAAACUGUAUCUGGUGGAUCUGGCUGGCAGUGAGAAGGUCAGUAAGACUGGAGCAGCAGGAGCCGUCCUGGACGAGGCUAAAAACAUCAACAAGUCUCUUUCUGCUCUGGGAAAUGUCAUCUCUGCUCUGGCUGAGGGCACGAAAACUCACGUGCCGUACCGUGACAGCAAAAUGACCCGCAUCCUGCAGGACUCCCUCGGUGGGAACUGUCGCACCACCAUGUUCAUCUGCUGCUCUCCCUCCAGCUACAACGACGCCGAGACCAAGUCGACUCUGAUGUUUGGACAACGUGCCAAGACCAUCAGGAACACCGCCUCCAUCAACCUGGAGCUGACAGCGGAGCAGUGGAAGAGGAAGUUCGAGAAGGAGAAGGAGAAGAACAAGACUCUGAAGGAAACCGUCCUGAAGCUGGAGACUGAGCUCAACCGCUGGAGAAACGGAGAGAAUGUGCCUGAGACUGAGCAGACCUCACCAGACGUGGUGACCCGUUUUGAGACCAUCGAGGAGCGUCCCAUUUUGGACAAUGACACCUCCUCCAUUGUUGUCCGCAUUUCCGAGGAGGAGCGGCAGAAGUACGAGGAGGAGAUCCGCAAGCUCUACAAGCAGCUGGAUGACAAGGAUGAUGACAUCAACCUGCAGUGCCAGUUUGUGGAGAAGCUGAAGCAGCAGAUGCUGGACCAGGAUGAGCUCCUGGCAUCAUCCAAGGGCGAUGGGGACAAGGUCCAGGCUGAACUCGGGAGGCUGCAAGUGGAGAGCGACUGCGCCAAAGCGGAGGUGAAGGAGGUGCUGCAGGCUCUGGAGGAGCUGGCCAUCAACUACGACCACAAGAGCCAGGAGGUGGAGGAGAAAGGCAUGCAGAACCAGCUGCUGGCCAACCAACUAUCCCAGAAAAUGGCCAGUCUGAUGGAGCUGGAGGCAGAGCUGUCUCGUAUGCAGGAGGUGAGCGGACAGCAGAGGAAACGCAUCGCUGACGUCCUCAAUGGUCUGAUGAGGGACCUCAGCGAGUUCAGCAACAUCGUAGGCAACGGGGAGAUUAAGCUGCCGGUGGAGAUUAGCGGUGCGAUCGAGGAAGAGUUCACAGUGGCUCGCCUCUACAUCAGCAAGAUCAAGUCGGAGGUGAAGAGCAUGGUGAAGCGCUGCCGCCAGCUGGAGAACAUGCAGCUGGAGUGCCACCGCAAGAUGGAGGAGACCGGAAGGGAGCUCUCCUCCUGCCAGCUCCUCAUCUCUCAGCAUGAAGCUAAGAUCCGCUCUCUGACGGAGUACAUGCAGAGCGUAGAGCAGAAGAAGAGGCUGCUGGAGGAGAGCCACGACUCCCUGAGCGAAGAGCUGGCCAAGCUGCAAGACCAGGAUAACUCCCUGCUUGAGGAGAAGGAUGGAGAGAAGGGUGAGAUUGAGGAUGGAAAUGUGAAGAAGGUUCCUCGUCAGCAGAGCGAGUCUCACCGUGGCCUCCAUCACAAGCAGCUGGCCCGCCUGCGGGAUGAGAUCAACGAGAAGCAGAGGAUCAUUGACGAGCUCACUGAUCGCAACUCCAAGCUGGAGCUGGAGCUGGCUCAGGUUCGCGCUGACUUUGAACGCCUGAAGUGUCAGGACAACACCAAGAGUGAGCGCCUGGAGGAGCUCUCAUUCCUGCAUGAGCGCCAUGAGCAGACUAAACAGGACUUGAAGGGUCUGGAGGAGACUGUCGCCCGCGAGCUCCAGACCCUCCACAACCUGCGCAAGCUGUUCGUUCAAGACCUCACGUCGAGGGUUAAAAAAAGUUCCGAAUUGGAGCCUGAUGAUAGCGGGGGGUCUUGCACCCAGAAGCAGAAGAUUUCCUUUCUUGAAAAUAACCUGGACCAACUUACAAAGGUUCACAAACAGCUGGUACGUGACAAUGCAGAUCUGCGCUGUGAGCUUCCAAAGUUGGAGAAACGUCUUCGGUCUACUGCUGAGAGAGUUAAGGCCCUGGAGACUGCACUGAGGGAUGCUAAGGAGGGCGCAAUGAUGGACCGCCGCCGCUACCAGCAGGAGGUCGACCGCAUCAAGGACGCCAUGAGGGCAAAGAGCGCCCUGAGGCGUCCCCAUGCAGCACAGAUCGCCAAGCCAGUGAGACCGAAGCAGCUGCCCGUCUGCUCUCCCACCAACCCCUUCUACACUUACAUCCGUGCCACUGAACACGCCAACACCUACAGCAACGCCCUCUUCCAGGGCAACGUGACACAGCCGAGCGCCGCCAGCGUCAACUGCAACCCUAACUCUGUCCAGAGCAACACAGUUUCCACAGCGCUGGGCUACAGAGCAGGCAGAUACACUGGAGACACACUGGAGUCCUUCCCACUCAACAUUGACAACAGUAAGACAGGUAACAGUGUCAGUGAAACGAGAGACAUCAAUGACAACAGAAGUGAUGUUCACUGUAGCAGCGAGGUGGAUGAUUCAAACAGGCACUACAUCAUUCAGCAGGAGACCGCUGCAAGUUAAUGCCAUGAAGAUGACCAAACACUGUACCUGUCCAAGGACCCUCCCCUCCCAUCUGCAUGCAGCCUGUCUCCCCGUCCCUCCACUGCAUCACUGAUAAAGAUGACGAUGAAGAUCUGUAGCCCUGUAGUCUUCAAACUAGAUGAAGCCCUUCCUGCUCCCAUGGUGACCACCCUCACCCUCAGGUUUGAGGUUCAGUCCCUUCCAGUUCAGUCAUUGCAGGACGUAAAUUAAAUCAGAAUUUGUUUUCUGUUUUUUAAAUACAGAACUUUUAAUCAACUCAUCCAUCUCUUGGCCAAUUAAUUUGUCAGCAGAUAUCAGUGAUGCUGAUUCCCUUCUAAAGGUGGUUGAACUGAACGGGGGCUGACUCCAUCCCUGAUCCUACACACAUGUUGUAAAUAAUUGUGCUGUAUACUCCAGUAGAGGUUUUCGACCAGCAACUGUUUGUGUGAAUGCACAGCCUCCACCGUCUCCUGCACACAUCUUCUUAAGGGCAUCAUGCGGAUGACAUACCGUAGGCAGACGUGACCUUUUUCUCUGUCGUAAAUAAGAGUAUAGUGUGUAACGCCAGCUUGUAACAGAAGACCCACACUCUGCAUGCAUGUCGCUUAGCGGGUUAGCUUUCAAACUUUGCAUGUGUCCUGAUUCCAGUCAGGAGCUGGUAUGCUGUGAGUGAACAGUCUGAUCGACUUUGACAGAUGUCACAGAAAGAGAGAGAGAGAGAGCUGGUUUCCCUUAAUCCUGAUCAUGGUCUCAGUGCUUCAGAUUUUCUAUUUUAAAUUAAAACUGGGUCUAUAAUAACUAGGUCUAGUUUUAAUUUAAGAGGACCUAAGGUGCAACAUGCAUCAGGGAAACCCAGCCCACACUUACAGUCUGUGUCGAGGAAACCUUUUGUAACUGUUUGAUACUGUGAUGUUGCAGCUGUAUGUUGCUGUUAUACAUUUCGGGUAUUGCUGCCCACAUCCAUUUAUUGUGGACCCCUCCCUGCAUUGCACCCGCAUCAUGUGAGUCUUCAUACGGAGCCUUAACUAGAGCGGACUUCUCAUGAUAAAACUAACACCCUGCCAUGUGCAUACAUUUGUAAUUACUACCUCUAGAGCUACUCAUUAUACGCAUAUUACAUUAAACUAACAUCCUUUCAAAGGCCGAAUAAGAGCUGAUCUUAGAGUUUUCUAGAGGAAGUUCCAACGUUAGUGCACCAAUAGCUGUAAGUAGAUUUAAAAGCUCUCAUCAGGGCAGUAGUUAUCUUCUCCUGGUGUUCCUUCAUACACAGAUUCCUCCUCUGUCAUAUAACAGCAUCAGAGCUCGUGCAAAAAUGUUCUAGUGCAGCAGAGGACCAGAAGUUCUGGCUUCACUAUAUCAGGGCAGGUCACAUUGAUAUUCAAAUAUUUUCCUAAACUUUCUGGUGUUUGAUGCAUUUAUUUUCCUUGGUACCUAGUGAGACCUAAUGUAAAGUUACAUUAAUAACAUAUGUCCCCUGUGUUAUCUGAAUGUUCUUAAAACAGAAGUGCAGUAACAUCUCAAAAGGAGACGAUAUAGAAGGUUUUCAGUGAUUCAGUGCAUUUUGAUGAUUGAGUAGUUUCUGAAGACGCGUCUCCAGCUGAGCAGCCACCAGUCUGCGAUGGACGGACCGUUUCGACAGAAGCUUUGUUGUUCGUAGCUUGUGUCAAGUCGUGCUGUUAUUCUUCUGUUAAAAAUCCUGACCAGCCAAUCAGGAUAGAAGAAAGCAGCGUGAGUGACAAAGAUAUGGAUUGAGUCACUGAAUUAAAGGACAGAUUACAAGUGUGUUGCUCUUAAAGGUAACAUGCAUAACAACCGAACAGCUUUUGCUCAUAAAAUUAUUUUAUACUGAAAAAUAUUUCUCUAUAUGGAGUUCAGUGUAUUACAUGGCAUGACUGGACUUGUUCUAUGUGUUAAUUAUCCCAAAUAGGACCCGAGUAUUUUAAGUGAAGGUCGUCUGAUCCUCAUUCAUGACAGCGCCGCUCUGUUUCAUGCUCUUCCUGGCAUUAUCAACAUCUCAGGGCUUCACAUUCACAAUCACAGCCACCAUGGGCCGUCACACCGUCUUCCUCACAGACUUAAAACCAUGCGAGUGCUGAUGAACAAUCAGGUCAGUGUGUGUUCUUCGAGGUUUAGCAGAUGAACGGGAUGAUCUUCAGAAAAACACUUCAUUUUAUACGUAGUGUAUAACAUCUCAUUCUAGCACAUGCCAUCUACAAUAAAUAAAAUCCCUCUGCUCACACCCUACUGUACGUGUCCACGCAGACCCUCCAAUUGAUCAUGUUUUGAGUGUAAUAAAUACAUCUGAAGGAGGGGGGAAUGUGUACUAUAUUGUCACCCACUGUCUGAUUUCAACAUAUCUAAAAAUACAUGUGCUAUAUAUUGUUAAUCUUGUAAGUAAGAUAGCGUGUCAUGACAUAGUAAAAUGCAAAAUAAAUGUACACGCUAACUUUGUCCAGAGAAACGUUUGUUUUAUUUAUUUCUGUAUGCCUAUACUGUAUCGUCAACAUGAUUAUGUGAAGAAUCACAGUUCUGUAUAUAUAGACUCAUCACUAUGCUGUAUUGUAUGUGAACCAUUGUGUUGUAGUAAAAACAUCAAUAAACUUGUAGAAAGGA
Molecule: messenger RNA, 6319 nt
Organism: Cottoperca gobio
Lineage: Eukaryota; Metazoa; Chordata; Actinopteri; Perciformes; Bovichtidae
Gene: kif5aa
Product: kinesin family member 5A, a
Exons: 29
Coding region: 569-3706 (1045 amino acids)
Biological process (GO): microtubule-based movement
Molecular function (GO): ATP binding; microtubule binding; microtubule motor activity
Source: RefSeq, a predicted model, not a curated record